Molecule: messenger RNA, 1767 nt
Organism: Microtus oregoni (creeping vole)
Lineage: Eukaryota; Metazoa; Chordata; Mammalia; Rodentia; Cricetidae
Gene: Lrrc15
Product: leucine rich repeat containing 15
Exons: 1
Coding region: 10-1767 (585 amino acids)
Cellular component (GO): extracellular matrix
Molecular function (GO): protein binding
Source: RefSeq, a predicted model, not a curated record
GCACAGGCCAUGUCACUGAAAUAUUAUCUCCUCGUGCUGGUGGGCUUCCAAGCCUGGGCUGCAGGCUUGGCCUACUAUGGCUGCCCUAGCGAAUGUACCUGUUCCCGGGCCUCCCAGGUAGAGUGUACGGGGGCACGGAUUGUGGCAGUGCCCACCCCUCUGCCCUGGAAUGCUAUGAGCCUGCAGAUCCUCAACACGCACAUCACCGAGAUCCCGGAGACCCCGUUCCUCAACGUCUCAGCCCUCAUCGCCCUGAGGAUGGAGAAGAACGAACUGUCCAACAUCAUGCCAGGCGCCUUCCGCAACCUGGGCUCACUGCGCUACCUCAGCCUGGCCAACAACAAAAUACAGAUGCUGCCUCCUGGUCUCUUCCAGGGCCUGGACAAUCUGGAAUCCCUCCUCCUGUCCAAUAACCAACUGGUUCAGAUCCAGCCAGCCCAGUUCUCCCAGUUUAGUAAUCUUAAGGAACUCCAGUUGCACGGCAACAAUCUGGAAUACAUCCCCGAAGGUACCUUUGACCACCUGGUGGGCCUCACCAAGCUCAACCUGGGCAAAAACGGCUUCACCCACCUGCCACCUAGGGUUUUCCAGAACCUUGGCAACCUCCAGGUGCUCCGGCUGUAUGAGAACAGGCUUUCAGACAUCCCCAUGGGCACUUUUGAUGCUCUUGGCAACCUCCAGGAGCUGGCCCUCCAAGAGAACCAGAUCGGCACCCUGUCCCCUGGCCUGUUCCACAAUAACCGCAACCUCCAGAAACUGUAUCUGUCCAACAACCACAUCUCGCAGCUGCCGCCUGGCAUCUUCAUGCAGUUGCCCCAGCUGAACAAGCUCACGCUCUUCGGCAAUUCCCUGAAGGAGCUCUCCCCGGGCAUCUUUGGGCCUAUGCCCAACCUGCGGGAGCUUUGGCUCUACAACAACCACCUCUCCUCCCUCCCCGACAACACCUUCAUCAACCUGCCCCAGUUGCAAGUGCUGAUUCUUAGUCACAAUCAGCUCAACUCCAUCUCCCCUGGAGCCUUCAACGGCUUGACAAACCUGCGAGAACUGUCCCUCCAUACCAAUGCUCUACAGGACCUGGAUGGAAAUGUCUUCCGAGCCCUGUCCAACCUGCAUAAUAUCUCCCUCCAAAAUAACCGCCUUCGACAGCUUCCCGGCAGCAUCUUCGCCAACGUCAAUGGCCUCACGACCAUCCAGCUGCAGAACAACAAUCUAGAGAACUUGCCCUUGGGCAUCUUUGACCACUUGGUGAACCUGUGUGACCUUCGUCUCUAUGACAACCCCUGGAGGUGUGACUCAGAUAUCCUCCCACUUCAUAACUGGCUCCUUCUCAACAGAGCCCGGUUGGGGACAGACACUCUUCCAGUGUGUUCCAGCCCAGCCAAUGUCCGAGGCCAGUCUCUUGUCAUCAUCAAUAUCAUCCCUGGGCCCAGUGCCCAGGUUCCUGACGUAUCUAGCUACCCGGAAGUGCCACACUAUGUAGACCCUAAUCAGCCAGGGUCACCCAGCUAUCCCGACACCACAUCCAUUUCCUCUACCACAGAGAUCACCACUGCUGUGGAAGACUACACAGAUCUGACCACUGUCGACGUCUCCGAUGACCGCAAUACAUGGGGCAUGACUGAUGCCCAGACGGGGCUGGCUAUUGCCGCCAUUGUGAUCGGCAUCAUUGCUUUGGCCUGUUCCCUAGCUGCUUGCAUCUGCUGCUGUUGCUGUAAGAAGAGAAGUCAGGCGGUCCUGAUGCAGAUGAAGGCUCCCAAUGAGUGUUAG